CACUGAACCACUUUACUGGAGUAAAAAAUUAAUUAAAGGCCAGUAUUCUACAGAGGGAACAAAGGGCGGCUCUACGUCACGUGGGGGAUUACAAAGGAACGCCGUGGGGGGUAUGGCCGGAUGGGGAGAAUUACAUACAAUUUACUAGUAAUUUCCCUUGUCGGGUCAUAGCUGAACUCCGGUUUCCGCAGCUCUCCCAUUUCUCGCCAAAAUGGCCAAGUCCAGCAUGGCAGAAUGGGAACGAUUCAAACGGGUCCGAAGGAGCACACUUGAGUGAAUCCGAAACACAGCGGAAACACUUGUAUCCGGGGGCGAAGCUAUCUCAAAAACCUUCUUUUAGAUCGGACGACUUGCAGAUACUCUCGCUUUCACUUCUUUUACUUAUGUUUAUAUAAGGAGGCUCAUAUACCUGGGUUGAACCACAAUCUGCGACUACAAGCUGCAACAAUGGCCGGUUCGAAAUCUAAAGCCCCCGCCGUGAAGGCGCAACAGAAACAUGGAUAUGAGUUCGCUGGACCGCCCGGUGCAUUCGCCAUCUCGUUCCUCCUUCCGAUCGUCGUCUACAUCACCAAUUUCGUCUGCAACGACAUUUACGGAUGCCCGAUCCCCUCGGUGCUGGACCCCAAGACGUUGACAUGGGACAAGAUCAAGACUGAGACUGGAUGGCCAGGAUGGAAUGGCAUUGUGAGCUUCGAGGCUACUGGCUGGGUGUUGGCAUACUAUUUCCUGAGUUUGGUGCUGCACAGAUUCCUUCCGGGACAAAUCGUUGAAGGAACUGAACUGGCUAUUGGAGGACGCUUGAAGUAUAAGUUCAAUACUCUUUCCUCCUCCAUCUUUACCGUCGUUCUCCUCCUCGCCGGUACUAUCGCGCAGGGCGCCGACUUCCCAGUCUGGACCUACAUCUGGGACAACUACACCCAGAUCGUCACCGCCAACAUGCUCAUCGCCUUCACCCUCGCAACAUUCGUCUACAUCCGCAGCUUCAGCGUCAAGCCCGGCAACAAAGACAUGCGCGAGCUCGCCGCCGGUGGCCACUCCGGCAACAUGCUCUACGACUGGUUCAUCGGCCGCGAACUCAACCCGCGCGUCACCCUCCCCAUCUUCGGCGAGAUCGACAUCAAAGUCUUCUGCGAGCUGCGCCCAGGUCUCUUUGGCUGGAUCCUCCUCGAUGUCGCCUUCAUCGCGCACCAAUACAAGACAUACGGCCACGUCACCGACUCCAUCAUCCUCGUCACCCUCUUCCAGGCCCUCUACGUCUUCGACUCCUUCUACAUGGAACCCUCCAUGCUGACCACCAUGGACAUCACCACCGACGGCUUCGGGUUCAUGCUCUCCUUCGGUGACCUCGCUUGGGUCCCCUUCAUCUACAGUCUGCAAGCGCGCUACCUCGCCGUCUACCCCCUCACCCUCGGCCUCUCCGGCAACGCCGGCGUCCUCGCCAUCCUCAGUCUGGGGUACUACAUAUUCCGGAGCGCCAACAACCAAAAGAACCGCUUCCGCACCGAUCCGUCUGACCCGCGCAUCGCGCAUCUCAAGUACAUGGAGACGGCCUCGGGGUCAAAACUCAUCAUCUCCGGAUGGUGGGGGACGGCGCGCCACAUCAACUACCUUGGCGACUGGAUCAUGUCGUGGGCGUUCUGUCUGCCUACCGGGAUAGCGGGGUACCUUGUGCAGCAGGGCCCGGCGCUGUUGGAUGGCGAGACGGGAUUCUCGCGCGGGGAGGAUAGGGUGGUGCAGGGGGGUGCGAGGGGGUGGGGAAUGGUGAUUUCGUAUUUUUACGUUAUUUACUUUGCGAUUCUGUUGAUUCAUCGCGAGAGGAGAGAUGAGACGAAGUGUAAGAGGAAGUAUGGGAAGGAUUGGGAGGAGUAUAAGAAGAUUGUGCCGUGGAGGAUUAUUCCAGGGAUUUAUUAGGGCACUUUUACGGGUGUCUGGGGGACGAGGAGGGGUGAUAAUACGGACAAUACGGAGAUGUGUAUAUAGUAAUUGACAUGGUAUAUUGCAUUUGCAGGUUAAUAAUGGGGUCAGCAUAAAACGGGUAGGUCAAGAGACGUAUCAAAAACAAUAAUAAAUUAUUACCACAGACA
This is a messenger RNA of Pseudogymnoascus destructans, 2084 nucleotides long. It is a transcript of the gene ERG24, whose product is annotated as erg24, C-14 sterol reductase. Lineage: Eukaryota; Fungi; Ascomycota; Leotiomycetes; Thelebolales; Thelebolaceae. The transcript has 3 exons. Gene Ontology annotation, molecular function: Delta14-sterol reductase activity. Bases 448 to 1911 code for a protein of 487 amino acids. Gene Ontology annotation, cellular component: endoplasmic reticulum membrane. Gene Ontology annotation, biological process: ergosterol biosynthetic process. The record is from RefSeq and is a predicted model, not a curated record.